CAUAUUGCAUUAUGGGAUAUAAAAUGUCCCCCAACGGGACAAGUUAGCGUAUUCGAUAUUUGGGAUUAUUUCAUACUAUUACUUCGUUUGUAAUAUUAUUUACAGACGAUUGUUUACAGGGUUGAGUGGCAUUCACUCGCAGCUAUGUCAACAAAGAUGGAGUCGAAAGUAAGAAGUGAGUCGAGCUCAAGAACGAAAGAAAGAAGGAGAUCCAGAAGCACUGGCACAGAGAAAAGGAAGCGGAAACGAAGCCGCAGCCGGUCCUCCUCUUCAUCCUCCAGCUCGUCAUCGUCUUCGUCGUCCUCUUCGUCGUCCUCUUCUUCCUCCAGCUCGUCCAGCCGCAGCCGCAGUAGCUCCAGCAGCAGCAGCAGCAGCGAUUCCCGAAGUAAAUCCAGAAAGCAGUUAAAGAAAACGAAAAAGGACAAAAGAAAAAAGGAGAAAAGGAAGAAGGAGAGAAAACGUAAACGGGAAAAAAAGGAGAAGAAAGAAAAAGAGGACAACUCUGGCCCUGUCAAGAUUUCCAGGUUCUUGAAGGAGCGAAAGAAUGGCAAGUACAGCAUGAUCUCGGGAAAGAAGAUCAAGAUGAAAGUUAAGAAGUCGAAGAAAGACAAACAGGAGGCGAAGAAUCGGGCGGAGCUCCUUGAUUUCCUCAACUCGACACUGUGACCGUGUAAACAUUCACCCCCCCCCCCCCUCUACCGAGCUCAGGAGAAUGAGCUCGCCCACGACUCUCGGACAAUUAGUACAAAGGUGUUGUCACGGCAGCCGACAAAGCUGCGCCCAGGCAGCCCCAGCGCACCAUGCCCCCGCCCGUCACUGUGGCUGGAGGUAUUUCUCAGUGCAAGCAGAGGACCUGCUACCUAAUGCACAGUUUGACUGGAGCCCGCUCUCACUACCGGUGACGUGGUAGGUUAUCUAUUGGUAAUAAACGGGACGUCAUUUUACUCCCUGACUAAAAGAGUGCUGUCUGAACGCAUGAUUACUCCUGUGGUUGCUAUUCCCCUACUUUAAAUUUGCUUCUGUACGCACAUGUUUGGUUUAUAUGCGGUUUCGGUUUUAUUAAGUUAAUUGUUCAAUUUUUUUAGCUAAUUGUCUUAAGCUUCCAUCAAAAGGUUGAGAAGUCUGCAUCGUUUAGUGAUCACACAGCAUUAUAUGUCACGGUUCAUACCGUUGUUGAGCGUCAGUUACAGACAGACGUGUUCCCACAGUGGACAUGGUAUCCUCCGUUCAGGUAGGUUUAGGCUGAGCAAUCACAAAGCCUCCAAUGUUAAACCAACUGUCAUGUUUUAUUUUAGAUGGGUAUAUGUCUGUUGGAUAUUGUGUUGAAAAAUGUGGCUUACCAAGUUUAAGAGACGAGACAUGGUAAUAAACUGCAGAAUGACCCCCAUAAUACUGUGCAGUCGGAUGAUUUCAGACCCCACUCCUUUCUGUCUUCAUUUGCGAACUGAAAAAAGCAUGGCAGACAAAGCAUGUGUCCUUGUAGCGCUGAAUUUCUACGUGGCCUUGUAUGAUGAAUGGUGGUUCGGAAAACCUUUUAGGGGACUUAAGAGGACGUAUCCUAGUGUCUUCGCAUACAGAAACGGUAGUGGAGAUUAGCGUUUUAAUGGCUUGCUGUAUUUCACUACAAAUCAGUUAAAACAUCAAAGAGGAUUCAUUACUUACACAUACAUUUCAAAAUUACACACAUUUUUCAUUGUAUAGUGGCACACAAGUGUUGGGUAUAAAUUACAUUUGUAUUAUAUUAUAUAUUAAGGUUAACUAUGUAUAUCAAAAAUAGUAUUUCCAAUCGUAGUCACCAAGACAACAGGUGAAGACGAGGCUUGCAUUAACAGACGAGUUUGAAAACCCUUCAAAUCCUCUGGGAACGCACUAUAAAAGGUGUGAGUUACAACUGUGCUUUAUAAAGACGCAUGUUCCAAUAGUUUGGACUUCAUAGUGGCUCAAAAG
Messenger RNA from Gadus chalcogrammus (walleye pollock), 1947 nucleotides. RefSeq lists its product as uncharacterized. The coding region runs from base 145 to 666 and encodes 173 amino acids. The transcript is spliced from 7 exons. NCBI's taxonomy places the organism in Eukaryota, Metazoa, Chordata, Actinopteri, Gadiformes, Gadidae. The record is from RefSeq and is a predicted model, not a curated record.